Molecule: messenger RNA, 1260 nt
Organism: Darwinula stevensoni
Lineage: Eukaryota; Metazoa; Arthropoda; Ostracoda; Podocopida; Darwinulidae
Source: the annotation of a GenBank genome assembly
AUGGGUGACACAAAUCUUGAUUCUACUGGGGAACCAGCAGGUAAUGCACUUACAGAUCAAAUGAAGGAUGCAAGCAUCAAGGGAGAAGAAGAGGAUAUUGUGAAUCCUUGGAAUGUGCAAAGUACCUCAGCAACUGGAGUGGAUUAUGAUAAGUUGAUCAAGCGUUUUGGAAGCAGCAAAAUUGAUGAUUUGCUACUUCAGAGAAUAGAGAAAGUGAUUAGAAAACCUAUUCAUCACAUGCUAAAGAGAGGGAUCUUCUUCUCCCACCGAGACAUGCAUCAUAUCCUGGACCUUGUGGAGCAAGGAAAACCUUUUUUCUUAUAUACAGGACGAGGUCCUUCAUCUGAUGCAAUGCAUCUUGGUCAUCUUUUACCUUUCAUCAUCACCAAGUGGCUUCAGGAUGCAUUUGAUGUUCCAGCUGUAAUUCAGCUGACUGAUGACGAGAAGUUCCUCUGGAAAGAUCUCAAACUAGAGCAAGUUCAUCAGCUAUCAUAUGAGAAUGCCAAAGACAUAAUUGCCUGUGGCCUGGAUAUUAACAAGACCUUCAUUUUCUCUAACCUGGAUUACAUAGGCAGCUCCAGGGAAUUCUAUGCCAACAUGAAGCGGAUUGAGAAAUGUGUCACCUUCAACCAGGUUAAAGGGAUCUUUGGAUUCGGAGACAGUGACUGUAUUGGGAAAAUCUCAUUCCCAGCAAUCCAGGCUGCACCGUGCUUCUCCAAUUCUUUCCCCCACAUUUUUGGAUCACGAACAGAUAUCCCUGCCCUGAUUCCAUGUGGAAUUGAUCAAGAUCCAUACUUCCGAAUGACUCGGGAUGUUGCACCCCGCAUCAACUAUCAGAAACCUGCAUUGUUGCAUUCCAUUUUUUUUCCUGCUCUACAGGGUGCCCAGACUAAGAUGUCCUCGAGUGAUCCCAAUUCCUCCAUCUUCCUUACUGAUACUCCAAAGCAAAUCAAGACCAAGAUUAACAAGCAUGCCUUCUCAGGUGGCCAGUCGACUGUGGAAGAGCACAGGGCAUUGGGAGGGAACUGUGACAUCGACAUAGCCUACCAGUACUUGAGGUAUUUCAUGGCUGAUGACCUGAGACUGGAGGAGAUUCGGAAGCAGUACAGCAGUGGAGAGAUGCUUACUGGUGAAUUGAAAAAGAUCUUGGUAGACACCAUUCAACCCAUUAUUGCAAAUCAUCAGACAAAGCGAACCCAGCUUGACAAAGAAACUGUCAUGUCUUUCAUGACUCCUCGCCCCCUCAAAUUCCGGUUUUGA